This is a messenger RNA of Exophiala viscosa, 3156 nucleotides long. Its product is annotated as ferric-chelate reductase. NCBI's taxonomy places the organism in Eukaryota, Fungi, Ascomycota, Eurotiomycetes, Chaetothyriales, Herpotrichiellaceae. Bases 447 to 2753 code for a protein of 768 amino acids. Gene Ontology annotation, molecular function: ferric-chelate reductase activity. The transcript is spliced from 8 exons. The record is from RefSeq and is a predicted model, not a curated record. Gene Ontology annotation, biological process: intracellular iron ion homeostasis; copper ion import; iron ion transport. Gene Ontology annotation, cellular component: plasma membrane.
AUCGAAUCCAUGUGUUCCAUCGUCAUGUCUGUGAUCGGCGAAAGAAUCGAAUCAUGCAAGUGUUGGGUUCAUGCAAGAACCUUCCCAUUGCCGAGUAUGCCAGGCUUACGUCUCAGACUCGGCGAGUCGGACUCUUGCAACCAGAAUGUUGUUCCCACCAGAGUGGAGAAGAUUCAGGCUAUACAAGUCCUUCCGCUUGCGACCAGUCGUGUGCUUCGUGGGCAAGGCAAGACUUGGGUCGAACCAGGAGUUUGAGUGUUGUAAAGCUUGGUUUGUGAGCAGAACAUGGUUCACUAGAGCUACCUGUCCACCCUUCCUUACCGCGCAAUGGCUCUCCCAGCGGAGGCCCUGAAGAGGUUUUCUCUAUGUCCUUUUUUCUAUAUAUUGUCGUGCCCAUCACGAUUGCCGUCUUUGCUUUCUAGCCCCUCUCACAUUGGCAGGUCAUCAUGGCAAUGGAGAUUUCAUAUUUCUACCUUGCCCUCACUGUUUUCGGGUACAGCCCGGCAUCGGACUGUGUGAAUGGAAUCAGGACAGACCUUUCGAAGUUCAAUUUCGCCGGCGGUACUCCGGGAGAUGAUUGGGGCAACGUCUGCACCAACAACCUUAGCGUCCAUUCCAUGUGGGCAGCAGCAAGGCUUUACUGUACUCCAAAAGAGAUUGCAGUUGGGGCGAAGUUGCUUGGAGUUUUCUGCCAGGAGUUUGGACAAGUCAAGCUCUUGCCAUACCAGGAGGUCCUCCCUCAUCUCACUGAAGACUACGUUUCCAGCCUGCCGAACGUGGGAUUCAACGAUAUCAAUGAGACCAAAACAUGGGAUCAUCCUGUCCUUAUCUCCAAGGAUUUCUUCGACGCCGGAUUGCGGACAACGAGCAUCUUCCACAGGCAAGGCAUACUCAACCAACCACUGAGCUGGGCAAUCUAUGCAUUCUGGGGUGGCAUCUUGUUGAUAGGCAUUAUCGCUCGUGUUGUGACAUAUUUCUCUUCAACCAGGCUGGCCACGCCAAGUGCAGAUAUCGAGGAUCACGCGAAGUAUGCGUCUGCUGGUGGGGGAUCGCAUUGGAGCUUCGCCCGCUACUGGACCCGAAGAACCUUGAUCAUACCAACCGCGUUCGGACUGCAUGGUCAACGUUACUGGCGGUUAAUUACAGUCCCAACCCGACUCGAAGCGCUCGUCGUUGCUGCCUUUUACCUCCUAGUUCUUAUCAUCUGUUGUGUCUCCUACGAAAUCUUCUGGCCGAAUCUUUUCUUUACCGAAGCUAUGCAGACGUGGAGGUACAUUGCAGACAGGACUGGACAAGUCUGCAUCGCUACCUUGCCGUUCUUGUGGAUGUUUGCGGGCAGGAACAAUAUCUGGCUAUGGUUGACAGGCUGGAAGUAUUCGACUUUCAGCAUAUUCCACCGUCAUAUCGCACGAGUCGCCACAAUCACAGCGAUAGUCCAUGCCACUUCUCACACCGUACUGGCCGUGGAUAAGGGCAUAUUGGCUGAGUCCUGGAGCGAGCAGUACUUCCACAUGGGCGGCAUGGCUGUCGCAUCGAUGGGGCUGUUGGUGCUCUUCUCGUCAAUGUGGUUCCGAAAGAAAUGCUAUGAGUUUUUCCUGCUGGUGCAUAUCGCCCUCGCAGUGAUUGUUGUGGUUGCACUCUUCUAUCACAUCAAGCCAUUCGAGGGCGAGUAUGAACCCUAUCUCUGGCCGAUUGUCGCCAUCUGGAGCUUUGAUCGAUUCGCUCGGUUUGUCCGUUUGGUAUAUUGCAACCUCCAUGUCAGACUAUCGGGCAGGCCUGCCACUACCAGCACGACCGCUACCUACCUCAAGGACGGCGACGUGAUCCGUCUGGAGGUGAGUCCUGGAUCACGUAUGCUCAAACCUGGGCCUGGCCAGCAUUAUUUCAUUUACCAACCCGCGACAUGGAAAACUUGGGAAAACCAUCCGUUCACCCUGGCCGCUUGGCAUCCUACCCAUGCUAACGCCAAGUCACCUAAGAUAUCCAUCUCAAGCAUGGAUACGACUCUGUUGAGAAAAGCAGUGGAAGUGGAGGAGAUGCCGCCAAAUUCACCCACCGGUUCGUCGUCUUCCCGGACUAGCAGCUCGAGCCCCUUGGAAAAGCAACAUGCUGUGGACGAGCAUGAUGCCAAAUACAAGCUGGUGUUCUUUGUACGGCCAUACAGUGGCUGGACAAAGCGGCUCAAGGCGGAGUGCCUGAAAUCCUCGUCCGGAUCAGUCAACCCUAAGGUCUUGAUUGAAGGCCCAUAUGGUGGAUGCAAGCCACUACACCUGUACGAGAACGUUGUCUUCAUAGUUGGUGGGACAGGGCUCUCAGGUGCUUUGCCAUAUCUUCUGGAUCAUGUUAGCAGAACAUCGGAGGGUGUCUCGACACGCACUCGAGACAUCACCUUCAUUUGGACAACCAAACAAGCCUCCCUGAUCUGGGAUGUCGCGGCUCGAGAAUUGCAGCCUCUCCUCGACAGAGAUGAUGUGCGUAUGCACUUCCAUGCAACAUCCGACCACGAGAACAACGUCGAGAAGACAGACGAGAUCUCUCCUCGACUGAGUAUUUCUCGCGGUCGACCGGAUGUUAGACAUCAUAUCCUAACCUUGGCUGAGGAGAUUCAUGCCGCUGGGUCGAAGGGUGGAAAGGUGGCGAUCUUGGCUUGCGGUCCGGCUGGCGUAGCUGCGGAUGCCAGACAUGCUGUUCAUGAAGCGCUGAAGAACGGACAACGCAACAUAGAGUAUUUUGAGGAGACUUUUGGAUGGUAGAUUGAUACGAUAGAUGGAAACAGGGGAUCCAGGUGCCGUGGCAUGGACAUGAAUGGUGAUGGAUCGCCUAUGAAUGAAUGAUGAAUUUAUAGAAUCAUCUGCGAAUCUGCGACCACUGAUUGCUGGCUGUCGGGUAACGCACUAGAUAGUUGUACCUGAACACUUUCGAAAAUCACGCUUGCUAGAUAUUUACGUCGCUCGUGCGAUUUCCCAUGGCGAUAUGUAGAGAUGCAAUUUGACGCCGACCAUGACUGGGCUGUUUCUAUCGACAUGAUGAUGGGUUGUCGUGGACUACCUUGCUCACUGAUAGCUGCGCCGUACGAGCUUGCUGAAAAUCCUCUCAGGGGUUCUAGUGUUCGACCGAGCGCAGCCUUGCGACGUGUCUCCACCAAUCAUGGCAUUC